AUGCCCGGCAGCUGCUGCCCCAGAAGAUGCCCUUCCCUGCCAGCCGUCUCUCUCUGCUCCACUGAUGUGAGCUGUGGAGCGCCGCUGUGCUUGCCCAGUUCCUGCCGCAGCCAGACGUGGCAACUGGUAACUUGUGAAGACAGCUGUGGGCCCACUGGGUGUGGCUCACAGUGCUGCCAGCCGUCCUGCUCUGAGGGCAGCUGCUGCCAACCCGUGUGUUUCGAAGCGACCAUCUGCCAGCCGUCCUGUUCUGCGAGCAGCUGUGCCCAGCCCGUGUGCCUGGAGGCCACCAUCUGCGAGCCAUCCUGUGCUGUGAGCAGCUGUACCCAGCCCGUGUGCUUCGAGGCCACCAUCUGCCAGCCAUCCUGUUCUGCCAGCAGCUGUGCCCAGCCCGUGUGCUGCGACGCCACUCCCUGCCAGCCAGCGAUGCUCUGUGUGCCCGCUUCCUGCCAGUCCGUCCUCUGCGAGCCCAGCUGCUGCCCGGCAGUCUGCACGGUGCCCGCUUCCUGCCAGCCCAUGCUCUGUGAGCCUGUGUGCUGCCAGCCGGUGUGCCCCACGCCCAGCUGCUGUCCCUCCGUCUGCUCUGCUGCAAACUCCUGCCAGCCAUCCUGCUCAGAAGCAACUUCUUGUGCUGAACCAUCCUGCCCACCAGUUCUCUCGGCAGCAAGUCCGUGCCCACCAAGCUGCUGCCAAGGUUCGUGGCACCCCACUGGAGGUGAGGACCAGCCCUGCAGUGCCACAUGUUACCAACCCAUCUGCUGUGUCUUUGAGCCUUGCCAGUCCAUUCCCUGCAUUCCUGUUUCCUGCCAGCUGAUGACCUGCAUGUUCAGUUCUUGCAGUCCUACUUGCUGGGUGCCCUGCUCUUGCCAGUUGUGCCAAUGUCAACCAGUGUCUCCCGUGUCCUUCAUCUGCCAGCCAUUGGCCACCUGCCAGUCCCCUUGUUCUGAGAAGAACUCCUGCAAGCCAGUUUCCUGUGGCACCUUGCGCUCUGGCCACCCAACCUAUGGUGGACCCGCUUCCCACAGUUGUGGCCGAAAGUCCCCACUGUGCCAGCCAGCUUGUUGUGUGACGGGUUCAGGCAAAGCACCCAGCUGUGGCUCCAGCUGCUUCUGA
Fukomys damarensis (Damara mole-rat) is the source of this 1113-nucleotide messenger RNA. RefSeq names its product keratin-associated protein 16-1. Gene Ontology annotation, molecular function: structural molecule activity. Bases 1 to 1113 code for a protein of 370 amino acids. The transcript has 2 exons. The record is from RefSeq and is a predicted model, not a curated record. Lineage: Eukaryota; Metazoa; Chordata; Mammalia; Rodentia; Bathyergidae. Gene Ontology annotation, cellular component: keratin filament.